GGUCUUCACAAGAAUAUUGGUUUUAUACUUCAGAAUGCGCACAAUUAGCAUCGGACACAUUCAACGUACCAGUUGUAAUAUUCGGUGCAGACUCUAAUGCUAGUCUUUUGUUUUUACCAUUUGGGCAAAAACCUGGUCUUCGUAGAAAGCCCGUUGUUUUACAAUGGCAUGAAAGUAAUCACAUUGUGUUAAUCAAAUUCAAGCCAAAUAAGUCUGCGGAAGUUCCAUCUUUAAACCCACAGUAUAUUUCUAUUUGUAAUCGUCUAGGUUUUUCUACAGAUUGGCUUACUCUUUUUACAUAG
This is a messenger RNA of Cetraspora pellucida, 302 nucleotides long. Lineage: Eukaryota; Fungi; Glomeromycota; Glomeromycetes; Diversisporales; Gigasporaceae. The record is from the annotation of a GenBank genome assembly.